CCAUUCUUUCGUUCUGGACCAGGACACCCCGCAUCACUCGACAGACAGAGAAUCUCGGUGGAAAAGAUGGUCCUGACCAAGUCCCUGCACUCGAAUCUCAGCCUCGUUCAUAAGCGUGGCAUUCACGAUGUCGUCAAGCGAUCGACCGCCGGCGAGAUCUUUGUGAAGCAAGGCCCCGGCGGCCGCUCCUCUGUCUCCGGCCAUGUCUCCACUGUCUUUGGCUGUACCGGAUUCCUCGGCAGAUACCUGGUCAACAACCUUGGCAAGAAGGGCACCCAGGUCGUCAUUCCGUACCGCGGCAACGAUGACGACAAGCGCCACCUGAAGCUUAUGGGCGAUCUCGGCCAGAUCGUGCCGCUGCGCUUUGAUAUCCGCAACGAGACCCAGAUUGCCGAGUGUGUCCGUCACUCCGACGUCGUCUAUAACCUGGUCGGCCGCGACUUCACCACCAAGAACUUCUCCUUCGAGGCUGUGCAUGUCGAUGGCGCCAGACGACUGGCUCGCAUUGCCCGUGAGGAGGGUGCGACCAAGUUCAUUCAUGUCUCUGCCCUCAACGCUGAUGUCAACUCGACUUCUGCGUUCCUCCGAUCGAAGGCUCUCGGUGAGAUUGCGGUGCGCGAGGAGUUCCCUGAGGCCACGAUCGUUCGACCUGGAUACAUGUACGGAAAGGAAGACAAAUUCUGGAACCGCUUUGGCUGGUGGACAAAGUGGGUCCCCGGACCGACCCCCAUUCCCAACGGCGGCAAGACUCUGCUGAGACCCGUCUAUGUUGGCGAUGUUGCCAAGGCUCUUGCCGCCAUGGAGUCUGACAGCCAAGUUGCCGGAAAGAUCGUCGAGCUCUACGGCCCCUACGAGUACCGUUACGGCAACCUGUUCAAGUUUUUCUGUGAUAUGGCCAUGCAUCCCCACGAGACCUUCCCCGUCCCAAAAGCUGUCUACAAGCUCUUUGGCCGUGCUCUGGACACCGUCAUGGUCUUCCCUCAUAUCACCGCCGAUGAAGUCGAGCGACUGUACAUCAACGACCAAGCCACCCCUGGCGCCCUGACCUUCAAGGACCUCAGUAUCGAGCCGCUCAGCGUCGAGGACACCAUCAGCCGAUUCGUCCGUCUAUACCGCUCCAACCAGUUCCAGCACGCUCCUUUCGAGACCAUCCUCAAGAAGUACCAGACCACCGAGUGGAGAGUCUGAGUCACGCAGCAGGACGCCGGCUCUUGCCGCGCCGUAAUACACUUUGCAGAAUGAAACGGAACA
This is a messenger RNA of Polychytrium aggregatum, 1251 nucleotides long. RefSeq lists its product as uncharacterized. Bases 67 to 1188 code for a protein of 373 amino acids. Gene Ontology annotation, cellular component: mitochondrion. Gene Ontology annotation, molecular function: protein-containing complex binding. NCBI's taxonomy places the organism in Eukaryota, Fungi, Chytridiomycota, Chytridiomycetes, Polychytriales. The record is from RefSeq and is a predicted model, not a curated record. The transcript has 12 exons.